GGAGAAUUAGAGCCAAGUGGCGAAACCCAACUCGUAACUCCUACUGCUACGGAAUCCUAGUUAGGAGGCACUUUCGAAUUUUCUGCACAGCUUUCGGGUGGUUUACCAGCUGAAUUAAGGUGUGAAGCUUCAAAACACAAAGGACUGACUUGGUUCCAGUCCAAGAAGUUACAUUUUAUUGAAAGAUAACUGAACAUACACAGAUGUUGGUCUUUAAAGCAAGAUCCAUUCGACAUAUAGAAGCUUAUACUCAAACGUGUAUAUCUAGUUGGUUUAUUACACUUUAUUCUUGUUACUCGGAUAUUCCUCUCAAGAAGUCUAAGCUUGCUCCUUUGCAGGAGAGAAGAAUGAUAGACAAGUUUAAGGUAUUUGCGAAAGCAGGUGAUGGAGGUCAUGGUUGCUCCAGCUUUCGCCGUAGCCGACAUGAUUGCCAGGGCAAACCUGAUGGUGGAAAUGGCGGGAGAGGUGGUGACGUGAUUCUGGAAUGCUCACCCAGAGUUUGGGACUUCAGUGGUUUGCAGCAUCACCUAAUAGCAGAGAAAGGAGGACGAGGAUCAUCGAAGAAUAAGAUAGGAACCAAGGGUGCUGAUAAGGUUGUCCAUGUACCAGUCGGCACUGUACUUCAUCUUGUUAGUGGAGAAAUUCCUUCUAUAUUCAAAACUCAAUCCUCAGCAGAUGAAGAUCCUUGGGAGAUUCCUGGUGCACUCGUUGAUGAUCUUCCUAACCCUGGCAAUGGUUCUGCCUCCAAUGUUAUUAGCGAAGAAGUCAAAGCAAUACAUCUUACUGGCUGCUCUUCAUCACAAGCUGCUGAAACAAAUGUUAAGAAAUCUGUAAAAUCAAGGCAAGUUGCAUCAACAAAUGUAUUUUCUCAACUUUCCACUUCUAAUGGAACUCCCAAUUUUGGUACAGAGGAUAUAGGAGAGCAAGAAGAGAUAUUAUACAAUGUUCUUGAAUUGACAGAAGAAGGUCAACAAAUUAUCAUUGCUUGUGGAGGAGAGGGUGGUCCAGGCAAUGUGUCUAUUUCCAAAGAUUAUUUAAGGAAGCCUAUGACUAUGAAGGCAGGGACCUGUAAACGCAUAUCUAAUCUUCAGGACUCUGACAGUUUUUACUCCUCCAUGAGUGCAGGUUUGCCUGGUUCUGAGACUGUUCUCAUAUUAGAACUCAAGAGCAUUGCUGAUGUGAGCUUUGUGGGCAUGCCUAAUGCUGGUAAAAGCACUUUACUUGGGGCCAUAUCAAGGGCUAAGCCUACCGUUGGUCACUAUGCGUUCACAACUCUUAGGCCAAAUUUGGGGAAUUUGAACUAUGACGAUUUCUCAAUAACCGUGGCUGAUAUUCCUGGACUUAUAAAGGGUGCACACCAAAAUCGUGGACUUGGACAUGCAUUUCUGCGCCACAUAGAACGCACGAAGGUUCUGGCUUAUGUGGUAGACUUGUCUGCUGCACUAGAUGGAAGGAAGGGAAUUCCACCCUGGGAACAGCUGCAUGACUUAAUUAUAGAGCUUGAGUACCAUCAGGAUGGUUUAUCCAAUCGGCCAUCCUUGAUAGUUGCAAAUAAGAUUGACGAGGAAGGUGCAAAUGAAGUGUAUAUAGAGUUAAAAAGAAGGGUCCGCGGUGUUCCCAUCUUUCCGGUGUGUGCUGUUUUGGGGGAAGGGAUACCAGCGCUUAAAGCCAGCCUUAGAAUGCUUGUCAAUGGUGAAAUGUCUGAUAGCCUUUGUCUAGAUCAAAUUUUGCUUGCUUAG
Gastrolobium bilobum is the source of this 1739-nucleotide messenger RNA. RefSeq names its product probable GTP-binding protein OBGM, mitochondrial. Lineage: Eukaryota; Viridiplantae; Streptophyta; Magnoliopsida; Fabales; Fabaceae. Gene Ontology annotation, molecular function: magnesium ion binding; GTPase activity; GTP binding. The record is from RefSeq and is a predicted model, not a curated record. The transcript has 6 exons. Bases 204 to 1739 code for a protein of 511 amino acids. Gene Ontology annotation, cellular component: mitochondrion.